Messenger RNA from Cuscuta campestris, 1442 nucleotides. NCBI's taxonomy places the organism in Eukaryota, Viridiplantae, Streptophyta, Magnoliopsida, Solanales, Convolvulaceae. The record is from the annotation of a GenBank genome assembly.
CAAAUCCCGGUUCUUGAUUUCUACUCAAGUUCUAUCUCCGAAGCUUUUAAUUUCACUGCUCUCCACACCAUUAAAGCUCCAACCUUUUUUGCUCCCAAAUCAAGAAAACAGAAACCAGAUCGCAGUUGCUAGCUUUGAUCUCAGACAUGUCAAGUACAGAUUCCAGAAAAGUCUCGUGUGAAGAUAUACAAAUGGUGCAGAAUCGUAUAGAGCAGUGUCUUCGUUGCUACAUGAGUCGAGAAGAAGUGGUUAAUGCCCUCUUCAUUGGGGACAAUAUAGAACCUAACUUUACUCAGAUCGUUUGGCAAAAACUCGAAGAAGAAAACGAGGAAUUUUUCAAGGUAUAUUUCUUGAAGUUGAUGGUGAAAGAUCAGAUUUUGAAGUUCAAUCAGUUGCUUUCAAAGCAAGUGGCACUAAUGCAUCAGUUAGGACCGAAUGCCAUUUCGUCUUUGCCCGUUUCUAGUGGCCCUCGCAAUUCACCUACCAUUGGGUCGAACUCCAUUCGCCCGUGCAUGCAACCGGUAGCUAGUAAUGUGUCUUCUCGGAUCGGAAAGAUUGACGUUUAUCCGAGCGUAGUCUUACCUUCUCAAGCGGCAAACAUUAAUGGGAAUACGAUGAAUGUGGGGCCAAGAUAUGACCAUAUAUCACCUUUUGACUUUGUUGGGCAUGGGAACUUGUUUGAGUCUUGCGUAGGCGAUGCGUCUAUCUCGUCGUUUAGUAGUGCCGAGUCUAAUGCGCAACACCCAAACGAGGCUCUCGUGGAUGACUCGUCUUGGUUUCCUGGAAACUUCCAUUUGGCUCACCUCACACCGGACUUCAUUUACAACAAUCCAGAUUUACUAGAGAGCUACUCGGGGCCUCCUUUUCUUGCCAACGAUACAAGCAACUUGCACGAUUCAUAUGGCGCAGGGGACAUUGAAAGGUUCAACAAUUCAUCAGGCUUGACGCAUGAAGAGUUUUAGCCGUGACCGAUCUUAAGGUAGAAUAGGAAGGUAGAAACAUGUCUAUAUCCAGAAGGAAUUUGCGCAAGCGCUUGUGGGAUUGUGUGAUAAAUAAAAGGGUAUAUUGGUCCAUUGUAGGCUUACCUUAGAAAUUUGAUACAACCCUAGUAGAUUAAUGCACAAAUAAGUUUUUGUUUUAUUACGGUGCCGCGAAGCGGGUUCUUUUGACACCGGUCCUUAGUGUCACAAUACGACACUAAAUAGUUUGAGAGUCCUAUGUUGCUUCAUAGGGCUCGGAACCUGGUCCUACCCACCCUAGAAGCCCAAACCCCAAACCCUAACUUAUAUGUUGUAAUGGGGGACUGGGAUGGAAGCACGGGUGGGUUUGUAGGGUGUGUUAGGGGUAGGAUCGUGUCCCGAGUCCUACGGAGGACCGUAGGGCCACAAUAUCCUAUUGUAGCACCAGAUCUGGGUGUCAAAAAACCGUGGUCUACUAUUAUU